AUGUAAUUGUUUGACAUAUUGCGCAUCGUUUGCAAAAGGUGUUUUAUAGUUGAAAUAUAAAUAUUGGAAAGUAUUACACAUUUAAUUAACAGUACUUAUUCUAAAUAGAUCACCUAAAAUAACAUCCAUUCGCUAAUAGUGUUGUAUUAAUCUACCAUGGCUGAUGUAUUGGACAUUGAAAAUUCCGAAGAAUUUGAGGUUGACGAAGACGGUGAACAGGGAAUUGCAAGACUUAAAGAGAAGGCGCGAAAACGUAAAGGUCGUGGAUUUGGCAACGAAGGCGGUGGCGGUGGUGCAGUAGAGCGCGGAAAUAGGGGAAGAUAUGAUAGUUUGGCCCCUGAUGGUGAUGGUAAUACCCCAGGUCCACAGAGAUCAGUUGAGGGUUGGAUUUUGUUUGUCAGCAAUGUUCAUGAAGAAGCACAAGAAGAAGACAUACAGAACCAGUUUUCAGAGUUUGGUGAGAUCAAAAAUAUACAUUUAAAUUUGGAUCGCCGCACUGGAUUCUUAAAGGGAUAUGCUUUAGUGGAAUAUGAAACAUACAAACAAGCUGCGAGUGCCCGUGAGUCACUAGAUGGUGCAGAUAUCUUGGGUCAAUCAAUCUCAGUUGACUGGUGUUUUGUUAAAGGACCAACCAAAACCCACAAGAAGAGGCGAUAAAAAACUUGUAUUCAUUAAAAAUAAACAUCUGAGUUAUGUAUUGCACUAAUUAUUUGUUGGAACUUUUGAAUUAUGUUUUAAAUCCAAUUGUCUGUUACAUUAAUAGACCAUAACAUCAAAUGGGAAUAUAGCAGAUAUAAAACUAAAAUGUAUUAGAUAUGAACAAAUAUUGUGCUUUAGUUAAUAAUUUUCUUUAAAAGAAAAUAUUUGUUUUCUUAUAGCUUUAUAUAUAGCAUAACACCGAAGUGCUUUGCAUAACUCUAUGUAAUGUCUAUUACUUAGGCAUAAGGAAAUAUAAAUAAGUCUUUCUAUA
Molecule: messenger RNA, 970 nt
Organism: Papilio polytes (common Mormon)
Lineage: Eukaryota; Metazoa; Arthropoda; Insecta; Lepidoptera; Papilionidae
Gene: tsu
Product: RNA-binding protein 8A
Exons: 5
Coding region: 157-657 (166 amino acids)
Biological process (GO): RNA splicing
Cellular component (GO): exon-exon junction complex; nucleus; cytoplasm
Molecular function (GO): mRNA binding
Source: RefSeq, a predicted model, not a curated record